AUGGAAGACUCGAUGGAUACGGACAUGAGCCCCCUGAAGCCCCCAAAGUAUCUUUUUGGUUGUGAACUAAAGGCCGACAAAGAUGACCGCUUUCAGGUGGAUAAUGCUGAAAACGAGCACCAGUUAUCUUUAAGAACGGUCAGUUCAGGUGCUGGUGCAGAGGAUGAACUGCAUGUUGUUGCAGCAGAAGCAACGAAUUAUCAAGGCAGCCCAAUGAAAGUAACACUGGCAACUUUGAAAAUGUCCGUACCGCCAACGGUCUCCCUUGGGGGCUUUGAAAUAACACCACCAGUGGUCUUACGGUUGAAGUGUGGCUCAGGGCCUGAGCCUAUUAGUGGACAGCCUUUAGUAGCUGUGGAGGAAGAUGCAGAGUUAGACGAUGAAGAGGAGGAGGAUGUGAAACUUUUAAGUGUAUCAGGAAAGCGGUCUGCCCCCAUAAGUGGUAACAAGGUUCCACAGAAAAAGGUAAAACUUGCUGCUGCUGAAGAAGACGAUGAUGAUGAUUUUGAUGAUGAAGAAGAUGAUGAUGAUUUUGAUGAUGAUGAAACUGUAGAAAAAGCUCCAGUGCAGAACAAGAUCGAAACGUCAAAAAUCCUUCAAAAAACUCCCCAAACACGGAAAGGCCCUAGUUCUGUAGUUAAAGCCAAAAUGCAAGCAAGUAUAGAAAAGGGUGGUUGUCUUCCUAAAGUGGAAGCCAAAUCCUCAAUGACGUGA
Molecule: messenger RNA, 714 nt
Organism: Echinops telfairi (small Madagascar hedgehog)
Lineage: Eukaryota; Metazoa; Chordata; Mammalia; Afrosoricida; Tenrecidae
Product: nucleophosmin-like
Exons: 2
Coding region: 1-714 (237 amino acids)
Biological process (GO): ribosomal large subunit biogenesis; ribosomal small subunit export from nucleus; positive regulation of transcription by RNA polymerase II
Cellular component (GO): cytoplasm; centrosome; nucleolus
Molecular function (GO): histone binding; chromatin binding; RNA binding
Source: RefSeq, a predicted model, not a curated record